GCACACAGCUCCCUGCAAGUGAGAGAAAUCUGUCCCGACGAGUAAGAUGGCUGAGACGACCCCCACGGUAGUGCCCGGCGAGGAGACGACGCAAGCUCAGGAGAUUCUGCACCUGCAGUGCCGUUUUUACGAGCAGAGAUUCCCGGAGAUCGAUGAGCUGGUUAUGGUGAACGUGCGUUCCAUCGCCGAGAUGGGCGCUUAUGUGUCGCUGCUUGAGUAUAACAACAUCGAGGGUAUGAUUCUGUUGUCCGAGCUGUCUCGACGCCGCAUUCGAUCCAUCAACAAGCUCAUCCGUGUCGGCAAGAACGAGGUGGUCAUGGUGCUUCGUGUGGACAAGGAGAAGGGCUACAUCGAUUUGUCCAAGCGUCGUGUAUCCCCUGAGGACAUUGCCAAGUGCGAGGAGCGCUACAACAAGGCCAAGACCGUGCACGGUGUUCUGCGACAGGUGGCUCAGGAGAACCACCUGGAGAUCGAGGAUCUGUACUCGAAGGUAGCCUGGCCACUCUACAAGAAGUUUAAGAUCGAGACCCCCAGUGAAGAUGAGAAGAAGGUCGAAUACGUGCACUGCUACGACGUCUUCAAGAUGGGUAUCACGGAUGACGCAGUCUUUGAGGGUCUGGAUAUCACGCCUGAAAUCCUUACGGCGCUCAAGGCACAGAUCCGCCGCCGGCUAACCCCGCAGCCAAUCAAGAUCCGUGCGGACAUUGAGGUCACGUGCUUCACGUACGAGGGCAUUGAGGCCAUUCGGUCGGCUCUGCAGGCUGGUCAGAACGUUGGCACUGAGGACGUUCCCGUCAAGGUUAAGCUCAUUGCGCCGCCCAUGUACGUCAUGACCACCAGCACACUGGACAAGCAGAAGGGUAUCCAGAAGCUCCAGGAGGCCAUCGAGGCCGUGCGGGAGCACAUUACCGCAAAGAAGGGCACCAUGUCCGUCAAGAUGGAGCCGAAGGUGGUGAGCGUGAACGAGGAGAAGGAGUUCCUGCAGAUGAUUGAGAAGCUUGAGAACGAGAGCCGCAUGGUGGACGGUGACGCUCCGGAGGAUUAGACAGGGAUAGCGCCGACAGGGUUAAGCGAGUACAGAUUCGGCAAGGAUGGACGACACCGUGCUGCAAGCGUUCUGGCGCAGCCCAUAUCUAGCGUGGCUUCCCCGCUUGCGACUCGACAGGAUUAGAUGGAAGCGCUUUGCCUGCAGAUUCAAUACAGCUGGAUGCACUGCGCACCUUCGUGGUGGUGAAUUCGCUGUUUUUAUAUACUGUA
Molecule: messenger RNA, 1257 nt
Organism: Phytophthora infestans T30-4
Lineage: Eukaryota; Oomycota; Peronosporomycetes; Peronosporales; Peronosporaceae
Product: eukaryotic translation initiation factor 2 subunit alpha
Exons: 1
Coding region: 47-1045 (332 amino acids)
Cellular component (GO): eukaryotic translation initiation factor 2 complex; multi-eIF complex; eukaryotic translation initiation factor 2B complex
Molecular function (GO): RNA binding; ribosome binding; translation initiation factor activity
Source: RefSeq, a predicted model, not a curated record